CUAUGUAACUUUUACUUCUAGGAAGUACAAAUAAUUGCUUGACAACAGACGGUUUAUCUGAUUCUCUUGCGCCUAUAGAAGAUAUACGCCAAUUUGAAAACUUUUUCAUGUUUAUGUCGACCAUGCAAGGUUUUUUGUCAAUACGUCAUAAAGAAGAAGGCUCAUGGUUUAUACAAGAAGUUUGUAAAAUCUUCAAAACUUAUGGGAACGAGUUAACUUUUGUUGAUUGUGUCAGAAAAAUAAUGAAAUCAAUUCGAGAAAAAGAAGGAAUAAUAGACGGAAGUCAAAUUGCACAGUUACCAGAGAUACGAAAGGACCGUUUGUUAUCAGAUUUUCAAUUAAAGCAAAUUGCUCCUACAAUUUGACUGAGCAAAUAUACCUUAAAAAUGAUUGUAUUUUAUAAAUAAAUAUAUUUAAGUGAACAAUAUUUAUAUGUUGAUUUUUAUUAGUAAUUCAUUUUUUUA
Messenger RNA from Temnothorax curvispinosus, 464 nucleotides. RefSeq names its product caspase-3-like. The coding region runs from base 108 to 365 and encodes 85 amino acids. Gene Ontology annotation, molecular function: cysteine-type endopeptidase activity. Gene Ontology annotation, biological process: proteolysis. NCBI's taxonomy places the organism in Eukaryota, Metazoa, Arthropoda, Insecta, Hymenoptera, Formicidae. The transcript has 2 exons. The record is from RefSeq and is a predicted model, not a curated record.